Messenger RNA from Oncorhynchus tshawytscha (Chinook salmon), 797 nucleotides. RefSeq names its product transmembrane protease serine 3-like. The coding region runs from base 405 to 797 and encodes 130 amino acids. NCBI's taxonomy places the organism in Eukaryota, Metazoa, Chordata, Actinopteri, Salmoniformes, Salmonidae. The transcript is spliced from 3 exons. Gene Ontology annotation, biological process: proteolysis. Gene Ontology annotation, molecular function: serine-type endopeptidase activity. The record is from RefSeq and is a predicted model, not a curated record.
UAGGGCUCUAUUCAAUCUUCAAUCUGUAUCGCGGAAGCAUUAGAGAUUGCGUGAUAGAAAUGUAAAGGUCAUUUCUGAUUAUGCUGACAUACAGUAUGCAAGGUUUACUGUGAACACAGUCCCCCGCCAACGCAGGAACAUUGCCUUUACAUUUAAAUUGGGCUUUAGUGCUGAACUUCCGCGACACGGAUUCGACAGAGUAACUGCUCUUAUUCACCUCAAAUCUGAAGGGGCACAUCAGGUUCAUUGGCUAAGUCUUUUCCUCCAGGUCUGGUUGAGCCUAUCUGCCUGCCGAACUAUGGGGAGAGAUUUGAGGAGGGGAAGAUGUGCUGGAUCUCUGGGUGGGGUGCCACAGUGGAUGGAGGUGAUGGGCUCAAAUUCAACACCUGACUAGAUGCGCAAGCAUGCACCACAUGCCCGCACAUACUGUGAUACACCUUUCCUGCCCUUCCUCUCUGUGUGUGUGUGUCUUUCCAGGGGAGACCAGUGUGUCCAUGCACUCUGCCCAGGUCCCUGUGCUCUCCAGCAGGGACUGCAGUGGACCGGGAGUGUACCAAGGUGCCAUCUCCCCUUGGAUGGUCUGUGCAGGCUACCUAGAGGGGGGCAAAGACUCUUGCCAGGGGGAUAGCGGAGGCCCUCUGGCCUGUGAGGAGUCAUCAGUGUGGAAGCUGGUGGGGGCCACUAGCUGGGGCUAUGGCUGUGCUAGGAGGAACAAUCCUGCCAUGUACACUCUCAUCUCACACGCUCUGACCUGGAUCCACCAGCAGAUGGAGAAAGAAGAGGCACUGAGUCCUUGA